AUGUCGCUGGCGCAGUACAAGAGGACCGUGCACAGGCUGCUGACAAGGUCGAACCCGCUGAAGCUCGUCGUGACCGUCGUGUUGGUGCUGUUCCUCUACUUCCUCGUGAGGGGCACGGGGCCCCGCGAGGAGGAGUCCGUGAUAGCAGCAAACCGCAAGAAGUCGCCGUACUCAUACAAGCCCAAGGCGGGGGGCAAGAACGCAUGGACCCCGAAAAACCUCCCGGCCGACCACAUCUCCCACUACGACCUCAACACGUUGAAGGCGUCGGAGGACGCGCUGCAGAACAACGAAAAGGUGCUCAUCUUGACGCCCAUGGCCAACUUCCACGAGGACUACUGGCAGAACCUGCUCGAGCUGUCCUACCCACGAGAGCUCAUCGAGCUUGGCUUCAUCCUCCCUCGGACAGCCGAGGGAGACGCCGCGCUCAAGAGCUUGGAGACCGCCGUCAAGAAGGUCCAGGGCGCCAAGGACGCCUCCGCGUCCAAGUUCUCCAAAAUCACAAUCCUCAGGCAGGACAACGACUCCCCCGUCUCCCAGCUCGAGAAGGACAGACACGCCCUCAAGGUCCAGAAAGAAAGACGCUCCCAGAUGGCCACCGCCAGAAACUCCCUCCUCUUCUCCACCAUCGGUCCCUUCACCUCCUGGGUGCUCUGGCUCGACGCAGACAUCGUCGAGACCCCAAGAUCUCUCAUCCAGGACAUGACCAGCCACAACAAGCCUGUCCUCGCAGCAAACUGCUACCAGCGCUACUUCGACCAGAACGAAAACAAGGAGUCCAUCCGGGCCUACGACUUCAACAACUGGGCAGAGUCCGACGAGGGCCUCCGCUUGGCCUCCACCAUGGCCGACGACGAGAUCAUCGUCGAGGGCUACCAGGAAAUAGUCACCUACAGACCCCUCAUGGCUCAUUUCUACGACGAGACAGGCAACGUCAACGACGAAAUGCCCCUCGACGGUGUCGGAGGCACUUGUCUGCUUGUCAAGGCCGAUGUCCACAGAGACGGCGCCAUGUUCCCCAACUUCCCCUUCUAUCACCUCAUCGAGACAGAGGGCUUCUCCAAAAUGUGCAAGCGCUUGGGCUACGAGGUCUUCGGCUUGCCCAACUAUCUUGUCUUCCACUACGAUCAGAAGAUCUGA
Molecule: messenger RNA, 1140 nt
Organism: Pichia membranifaciens NRRL Y-2026
Lineage: Eukaryota; Fungi; Ascomycota; Pichiomycetes; Pichiales; Pichiaceae
Exons: 1
Coding region: 1-1140 (379 amino acids)
Biological process (GO): protein N-linked glycosylation; cell wall mannoprotein biosynthetic process
Cellular component (GO): mannan polymerase complex
Molecular function (GO): alpha-1,6-mannosyltransferase activity
Source: RefSeq, a predicted model, not a curated record